AUUUUCGAAUUUCGCCUCAUUUGCUCAGAAAGUCGCGCGAACGCCGGUAACGGAUAUUCUCGCAAAAACGCAACGUUUUUCGCGUCUCCGUUGACGUCGGCGUUGUGUCGUCGCCGCAACAACACCAACAGCAACAAAAAAUUAAAACGAAGUCCCUUUUAUUAAAAUCUAAAAAAAAAAAAAAAAAACGAAAACCAGCCAACUAAAACACCAACAAAAAAAACACAACGACAGGAACCACAUACCGACACACAACUCUCACCUAAAAGACUGCAAUCUGCCUUAACCCGAGGAGCCAGAGAACUUGGAAAAUAUAAAGAUAUACAGGGAAGGACAACGAGCGGAGAGAGAGUGAAAGGGGUAGGAAAGUCUGCAGAGUGAUACCAGCACGAUCCGGAUCUAAAUCGAAAACAGUAAUUCAAUCGUAGAACACAAUCAAAGAUUAGCGUAUCGCAAUCGGGAUCACAAUGAGUUCGUUUUUGGAGCUGCUGGGACUUUUCCUGCUGCUGAUGCUGCCUUUUCUCUACGAGACCAAUCACAUAUUCCGAUACUAUUUUAAAUUCAUGAUGUACUACGGCAUCGUGUCCUUCAACUCGAUCGUUCUCAUCCCGGCCUUUCUAACGCGACCCUGUGAUGUCCGCAAUCUACUGUGGGCGAGCACCUGGUGCCACCGCGUUUCGACAUUAAUCGGACUGCGCUGGGAGCUGCGUGGCAAGGAGCAUUUGGCCAAGGACCAGGCCUGCAUAAUUGUGGCCAACCACCAGAGUUCGCUGGAUGUACUGGGCAUGUUCGACAUCUGGCAUGUGAUGAACAAGUGCACGGUGGUGGCCAAACGGGAACUGUUCUACGCCUGGCCCUUCGGCUUGGCCGCCUGGCUGGCCGGUCUGAUCUUCAUCGAUCGAGUGCGCGGCGAGAAGGCUCGCGAAACGCUGAACGAUGUGAACCGGCGGAUCAAGAAACAACGCAUCAAACUGUGGGUUUUUCCGGAGGGAACGCGUCGCAACACGGGCGAACUGCAUCCGUUCAAGAAGGGCGCCUUCCACAUGGCCAUCGAUCAGCAGAUACCCAUCUUGCCGGUGGUCUUCUCCUCCUACUGUACAUUCCUCAACGACAAGAAGAAGAUCCUGAAUGCGGGUCGAAUUGUGAUUACCACCCUGCCACCGGUAAGCACCGAUGGUCUCACAAAGGACGACAUCGAUGUGCUGAUGGACCGGGUCCGCUCCCAGAUGAGUGAAACCUUUAAGCAAACGUCCGCGGAGGCGCUGCAGCGGUACAAGCCGGUGAUGAAGGGAGGCAUUACUGUUUCGGUAGCCUCCUCCGCCUCCGCCUCCGUCUCCGUCUCCACAACCACCUCAUCUGCUCCGGAUGACGCGGUGGCCGUCGCUGCUGCCGUGGCCAGCAGUAAUUCCGGUUACGGUCAGCCGACGGCUUACGGAGCCGGUGCCGCCAAGGCCAGUUUGCUCAAGACACUGUAGGCGACGUAGUAAUUUAAACCACACACUCAUAUCCCAAAAAACAAAAAAAAAAAGAAACAAAAAAAAAAGGGGAACAAACCUUAUUGGGCGCCAUUAAGUUAACAAGUCAGUGGCAGUGGCACAGCCUUGUAAUAUAUGCAACCGCUGCACCGUAUACAACCCGUUUUAUAGGCCUAUUUGGGAUUUCAAUAUAAAAUCUAUAGUUUUGGCAAUUUUCUUGCACCUACAGUAUUUUAUGUUGUUUUAGCUAAUGAAGUUAAAAUGUAGUCAAUUUUUUUUUCUUAAGUUAUAUAUUUUAACGUCUUAUGUUUAUUUUUUAAAUUGUAAAUUAAUACCUAUAUUAUUACCAAUCAGUAAAUUAUUUUUUUUACUUUACGUGUGGUGUUAUAAUUGUUGAUCAAUAUGUGUACAAUUUUCAUUUAAAAUUUAAAUGAUUCAGAUAGAAAAAGCUUAUUUAAUCUGGAAAAGUAAAACUUGAUUAAUAGGGCCCCACUGAAAGUAGGCUUUGAAUAUGAUAAAACAUAGCUUUCUAGACCUUAUUUUUUUUUUGUUUUUAUAACAAGGUUUUCCAGUAGUUUCUAUGACCACUUAACUUCAACUGACGGUAAGAUAUUUAAAGCCCAAAUAGGCCUAUUAGUAAAACGUUCUUUACAUUUCAGUAAUUUAACACACUCUUUUGAGCUUUAUUCAGCUUGCUUUAUCGAAACACUUUGCAAUUUAACAUUAAUAACUCAUUUCUGCCUGUAACUGAGCAUCAUUUUGUAGAUUUCAGCACAUGCAUAACAGUUUGUUUUUCAUCAAUGUAAUUAAGGAAAGUGUAUUUUAACAGCUAACGUCAUAUCUUUGGCUUGGACCAAGAAGCAACUGACACCAAACAGUUUGACUAACAACAGGCAACAAAAUGAGUAUUACGAACCGCAACAACCAAAUUGCGACCCUCGACUGUCAAACUUUAACGUCUUCUUAGGCAACACAUACCAAAAACACUGAACAAAAAAAAAAAAAAAAACCAAAAACUAUAAAACUAACUAACCUACACUUUGCAACAGGACUCGAAGUGAUUUGAUUAUACCAAAUGAUAUAAUAUUUGAAUUGGUCUCUACAAAAUAUAGCUGUAUAAUUCUAUUAGAUUUCGAUCUGUCCUUCCUGUUGCCGCGUGUAAUUGUUAGAUAAUUAAACCAAAUACCUAAAUAUACAUUAUAAAAAAAUUAUUAUAUUAUCUAAACUUAAAUUGUGGAUGACAAACAUUGCAAAAUGACAUUACAUAUGGAGGCCGAAAUAUGGUUGAUUUUACAAUCACACCAAACCAACUGGCAUGCAGUUUACCGCGUUAUUUUAGAACCAUACGUAUUUUAUUUAAUAGACAUUCCCUAACUAGGUUAGGGCAUUCAUUUAAUGCAAAUCCUUUCCGCUUGGAAUUAAAUCAAGUUCGGAUUCGAUUUAUUUACUUUGUAUCUUGCAACACCUCAUGGCAUCUAGGGUAUUUAAGGGAUCUUAAAACUAACACCUAUUUAUGUAUUGUAUUCAACCAUAUUGUGAAUUGUAUACCAUCUGUUUGGUAAAGUGUUAACUUAACUUUGUAAAUACGAUGCGGUUUAAUUUAAAGACAAAUCAAAAGCGAUAAGUGGACGAAAACGAAGGAAACUACUAAAUACAAGUAUAAUAAAUAUUUUUUUUUCAAAUAUA
Molecule: messenger RNA, 3161 nt
Organism: Drosophila gunungcola (fruit fly)
Lineage: Eukaryota; Metazoa; Arthropoda; Insecta; Diptera; Drosophilidae
Gene: Agpat1
Product: 1-acyl-sn-glycerol-3-phosphate acyltransferase alpha
Exons: 4
Coding region: 468-1475 (335 amino acids)
Biological process (GO): phosphatidic acid biosynthetic process
Cellular component (GO): membrane; endoplasmic reticulum
Molecular function (GO): 1-acylglycerol-3-phosphate O-acyltransferase activity
Source: RefSeq, a predicted model, not a curated record